This is a messenger RNA of Apodemus sylvaticus (European woodmouse), 1441 nucleotides long. Its product is annotated as double C2-like domain-containing protein gamma. Bases 1 to 1296 code for a protein of 431 amino acids. The record is from RefSeq and is a predicted model, not a curated record. The transcript is spliced from 11 exons. Lineage: Eukaryota; Metazoa; Chordata; Mammalia; Rodentia; Muridae. Gene Ontology annotation, cellular component: membrane.
AUGUGGAAAGCGACCCUUGUAAUUCCAGCAUCAGGGGAGACAGACAGAUGGAUCUCUUGGGGCUGCUGGCCAGCCAGUGUGGCCUACUUGGUGUGUGUCCAGUGUCCCUGGUCGGUGGGAGCUUCUCUGAGUCCCUUUGUCUGGACCACCAUGGCAUGUGCGGGGCCAGCUAGUGGGCGGCAGCGGCUGAGCAUGCAGGAGCACAUGGCCAUCAACGUGAGCCCUGGCCCCAUCCGGCCCAUCCGCCUCAUUUCUGACUACUUCCCUCAUUUCUACCCCUUCUUGGAGCCGGUGCUGCGUGCCCCAGAUCGGCUGGCCAUCCACUCUGCACCCCAGCUGCAGCCCAACCCUGAGCCUGAAGGAGACUCGGAUGACAGCACUGCCCUAGGCACCCUGGAGUUCACACUUCUCUUUGAUUUGGACAACAGUGCUCUGCACUGCACAGCCCAUCGUGCAAAGGGUCUCAAGCCACCAGCUGCAGGCUCUGUGGACACCUAUGUCAAAGCCAACCUGCUGCCAGGGGCCAGUAAGGCCAGCCAGCUUCGGACCCGCACUGUUCGAGGCACCAGGGAACCUGUCUGGGAGGAAACACUCACCUACCAUGGCUUUACAUGCCAGGAUGCUGGAAGGAAGACCCUGAGGCUAUGUGUGUGUGAGGACUCACGGCUGCGGCGCCGGCGGCGAGCGUCCCCCUUGGGGGAGCUACGAGUGCCCCUGAGGAAGCUGGUGCCAAACCGAGCCAGGAGCUUUGACAUCUGUCUAGAGAAGUGGAGGCUGACCAAGAGGCCCAAGAGCCUGGACACAGCCCGUGGCAUGUCUCUGUAUGAAGAGGAGAUGGAAGCAGAGGUGUUUGGGGAGGAGCGUGGACGCAUCCUGCUGUCCCUGUGCUAUAGCUCCGAGCGCGGCGGCCUACUGGUGGGGGUGCUGCGCUGCGCCCACCUCGCCCCCAUGGACGCCAAUGGCUACUCAGACCCCUUUGUCCGCCUUUUCCUGCAUCCAAGUUCUGGGAAGAAAUCCAAGUAUAAGACCAGUGUUCGGAGGAAGACCCUGAACCCUGAGUUCAAUGAGGAAUUCUUUUAUGCAGGUCAUCGGGAGGAGCUGGCCCAGAAGGCACUGCUGGUGUCUGUGUGGGACUACGACCUGGGCACAGCUGAUGAUUUCAUUGGUGGAGUGCAGCUGAGUGGCAGAGCCAGUGGGGAACGCCUGCGCCACUGGCGUGAGUGCCUAGGCCACUGUGACCACCGGCUGGAACUGUGGCACCUGCUGGACAGUGUGCUCCCCCAACUUGGUGACUAGUCAUCACAGGGCCCUGCUUGUAACCGGUUCAGGGGCCAAGAUGUCUGCUGCAUCCGGAAAGAGCUCUGGGUUAUCCCGUCUGCUAUGCAUUCUUGUCUCCUUCCAGCCGUGUAACCCCCAAAACAAAGCAAAAUAAACACCUGCU